AUGCCAACGAGGCUUUCCACUCAUUAUUGUGGACGAUGGCCCCUAAGCAUCGUUACUGUUCGUCAACAAUUCCGUAUUGCAUUGAGCUUAUCGACAAUCAUUUACAACGAUGGCUAUGAUUCUUUAGAUAAAUUAUUUACAAGCAUCUUCUCGUCUAUGGGUUAUUAUUCUGCUCAAUGUUUCAGUCGACUUGAUGAAGUGAGGAAAUCUUUUACUUCGAAAGUGAAAAAAAGACGUUUAAAACGAGCAAAAACAACAACAACAACUGCUGCUACUAAUAUCUCUUCAAGCGAAAGUGAUGAUGGAAUGCCAUUUGUCCUAAAUCUAAAUGAUGAUAGUUUUGGUGAUAUUUCUAAUAAUUUAAACGCAUUGAACCUGUCGGAAGAUGACGCAUGCAGUGAUUAUGAACCGGGAGGCGAUGAUUAG
This is a messenger RNA of Didymodactylos carnosus, 426 nucleotides long. The record is from the annotation of a GenBank genome assembly. NCBI's taxonomy places the organism in Eukaryota, Metazoa, Rotifera, Eurotatoria, Philodinida, Philodinidae.